UAGAGAAACUAUUUGUAAGUUAGGAAGCUAACACAUUAAUUUACAUCAAUGGUUUCUAUUUGGCAAGUUCUUGCAGUGAUAGUUGCAGUGCUAUACCCUGUUCAAGCAUUGCUCAACAUAUUCAUGAAAAAGAAAAAGAAACUUCCUCCAGGUCCUAAAGGGUUUCCAAUUAUAGGAAAUCUCCAUAUGGUAUUAGGCAAAAAUCUCCAUCAAGCUCUUCAUCAUAUAGCAAAAAAACAUGGUCCCAUAAUGAGUAUGCAAUUUGGUCUUGUUCCUGUAAUCGUUGCCUCAUCUCCUCAUGCGGCUGAACUAUUCUUAAAAAAACAUGAUAUUGCUUUUGCUAGUAGACCAUAUAAUGCAGCUGGUCAAUACAUUGCAUAUGAUCACAGAGAUAUAGUUUUCGCAAAAUAUGGACCUCAUUGGAGAAAUAUGCGAAAAUUGUGCACGAUAAAAUUGCUUACUAACAUCAAGAUCAAUUCAUUUCGAUCUAUGAGAAAACAAGAGCUUGGAAUAUUUGUGAAUUCUCUCAAACAAGCAGCUUCUAAUCAUAUUGAGGUUGAUCUUAGUGCUAAACUUGCCUCUCUAAGCGCGAAUAUGUCGUGUUUAAUGGUACUUGGAAAGAAGUAUAUGGAAGAGGAGUUUGAUGAAAGGGGUUUUAAAAAUAUAAUGGAAGAGACUGUAGUUCUAGCAGCAUCACCAAAUAUUGGUGAGUUUUUUCCUUUCCUUAGUGUGUUUGAUUUGCAGGGAUUUAUUGGUCGCAUGAAGGAAUUGGCAAAGAUUUUUGAUGAUUUUUUUGAGAAAGUUAUUGAUGAGCAUGUUCAAUCCAAGGACCAAAAGAAGGCUAAGGAUAUUAUUGAUACUAUGAUGACUAUUAUGCAAUCUGGAGAAGCUGAAUUCAAAUUUGAUCGUCGCCAUGUCAAAGCUGUCUUGCUGGACUUGCUAAUAGCUUCAACAGACACUAUAUCAACUGCAAUUGACUGGAUUUUUUCUGAACUUUUAAGACACCCUAAGGUUAUGAAGAAACUACAAAAUGAGUUGGAACAAGCUGUUGGCAUAAAUAGAAUGGUGGAAGAGUCAGACUUGGAAAGGCUAGAGUACUUAGACAUGGUUAUAAAAGAAGGACUUAGGCUGCACCCCCCUUCACCACUAUUGACACCUCAUGAAUCAAUUGAAGAUUGCAUAGUAGAUGGUUUUGAUGUACCUAAAGGUUCAAGACUUUUUGUAAAUGUGUGGGCGAUUGGAAGAGAUCCAGAAGCUUGGCCUGACCCCGAGAAGUUCAUGCCAGAAAGGUUCAUUGAUAGCAACAUUGAUCUUCGUGGGCAUGACUUUCAACUUUUACCAUUUGGCUCUGGCAGAAGAAGUUGCCCUGGAUUACAACUAGGGCUCACCAUCGUUCGCCUAGUGCUAGCACAAUUGGUUCAUUGCUUUGAUUGGGAGCUACCGAAUGGUAUGAUGCCAAACCAUAUAGACAUGACUGAGAAAUUCGGCUUAGUGACACCUCGAGCUCAACAUCUAAUGGCUAUUCCUACUUAUAGAUUGAAUGUAUAGUCGCCUUAAGUCUUACUAGAAGCUUGAGUGAAAAUCUUUUCUUUUUUUUCUGAAUUUCCAUUUAAUAGAAUAUAAAUAUCUAUGACGUACUUGUGUGAAUCUUCUGAAAGAGAAGGGUACUUUUAGGAAUGCAAAUAAAGGUGGUGCCACUACAUAAAAAAUGAUCAUUAGCGGCAAU
This is a messenger RNA of Solanum tuberosum (potato), 1726 nucleotides long. Its product is annotated as cytochrome P450 CYP736A12-like. The transcript has 2 exons. The coding region runs from base 49 to 1548 and encodes 499 amino acids. NCBI's taxonomy places the organism in Eukaryota, Viridiplantae, Streptophyta, Magnoliopsida, Solanales, Solanaceae. Gene Ontology annotation, molecular function: iron ion binding; monooxygenase activity; oxidoreductase activity, acting on paired donors, with incorporation or reduction of molecular oxygen. The record is from RefSeq and is a predicted model, not a curated record.